Messenger RNA from Trichosurus vulpecula (common brushtail), 1076 nucleotides. Its product is annotated as activator of basal transcription 1-like. Gene Ontology annotation, molecular function: RNA binding. The record is from RefSeq and is a predicted model, not a curated record. Gene Ontology annotation, cellular component: nucleolus. Gene Ontology annotation, biological process: endonucleolytic cleavage to generate mature 5'-end of SSU-rRNA from (SSU-rRNA, 5.8S rRNA, LSU-rRNA); endonucleolytic cleavage in ITS1 to separate SSU-rRNA from 5.8S rRNA and LSU-rRNA from tricistronic rRNA transcript (SSU-rRNA, 5.8S rRNA, LSU-rRNA); endonucleolytic cleavage in 5'-ETS of tricistronic rRNA transcript (SSU-rRNA, 5.8S rRNA, LSU-rRNA). NCBI's taxonomy places the organism in Eukaryota, Metazoa, Chordata, Mammalia, Diprotodontia, Phalangeridae.
AUGGGUCGGGCCCAGCCGGCGGGGUUCCUCAUUGGGCAGCUGCUGUCGGCGCUCGAGGUGUCCCGGAUGGCGAUGAGGGCGGCGAGGCUAGAGCCGGACUCCGAGGGGUUCGGUGCGAGCUCUCCGCCGGAGUUCGGGUCGGCGUGGUCGGAGUCGUCGGAGCCGGCAGGGGAACUCGGGACGAGCGGAAGGCGGGUGGUGCCCGGCGUCAUCUACCUAGGGCAUAUCCCGCCGUGCUUCCAGCCCCUGCACGUGCGGAACCUGCUCAGCGGCCACGGCGACAUCGGCCGUGUCUACUUCCAGCCAGAGGAUCGAUUGGGCCGAUGGAAGAAGACGACGGCCAGGUCGGGGGGCCGCCGCCGCCAGGGGCAGGGCUACACCGAGGGCUGGGUAGAGUUCCGGGACAAGCGGGUGGCCAAGCUGGUGGUGGCCAGCCUGCACAACACCCCCAUGGGCUCCCAGCGCCGAAGCCCCUUCCGCUAUGACCUCUGGAACCUGAAGUACCUGCACCGAUUCAAGUGGUGCCAUCUGAGCGAGCGCCUGGCCUAUGAAAGGCAGGUCCGGCAGCAGCGUGUUUGGGCAGAGAUCUCUCAGGCCAAGCGGGAAACAGACUUUUAUCUGCAGAGUGUGGAGAAAAGCAAACAUUUCCUGAAGAAGGCAGAAGCUGCGUUGGCUGCUUGUGGGGAGGGAUCAGUAGUCCAAGAGAAGAGCUGGGGCUUCUUCCAGCACCCCACAGAGCUGGAGAUCAGAAAGCACAAAGAGAUUCAGGCCAGCCAGGGCAAGGAACUACAAGCCCAGAUGCACGAGUUUGCUGAGAAGGCCCAGCCAAAUGAGCCUUUGCUGACCAAAAUUUUCCACCCUGGGGCCUAAGUGUCUGUGAAACUGACUUUAAUGACCUCAGCAUCUCAGCAUGGCCAGCAUUGUGCAGAAGGGCCUGACAGGGAUGUGGAAAUCUUGUUCUGUUCUGGAUUCAUUGGAUUGGAAGCCCAAUCAAAGCUUCCCAGCAACGGGUUUGGCUUGAUAAAUUCAGGAUACGGCCUUAACUUUCAAGUAACAAUAAAGUGUUACAGUAGGGA